Messenger RNA from Cordyceps fumosorosea ARSEF 2679, 807 nucleotides. RefSeq names its product karyopherin Kap123. Lineage: Eukaryota; Fungi; Ascomycota; Sordariomycetes; Hypocreales; Cordycipitaceae. Bases 1 to 807 code for a protein of 268 amino acids. The record is from RefSeq and is a predicted model, not a curated record. The transcript has 2 exons.
AUGGUGGGCAAGAAAUUCGUCGAAUUCGCCAAGGCGAUGGAGUCAGAGUUCCUGCGCAUCACGGAUGGUUUGUCCAAGGGCAUGCCGGCGCUCCAGUCGUCCUUUCGAAGCACCUUUCAAGGAGAGGAUAUGUUCCCGGCCAGAUCCGCCCUUAGUCUUGUCGAAGAGCUUGUCAACUCUCUGCCCCCUCACCAGGUCAUCCUUGAGCUACUCCUGUCUACUAUUAUUAACCUCUUUCUUAAUAACGAGCUAAAGGUCCGCUACGUUGCCCUUGUUGGACUUAUUCAUCUGGCUAGGGAGAUGGUCGACGAGAUAGCUUCCCACAACGAGCAGAUUCUCUCCUAUGUGGUCAAGAACCUUAAGGCUGCCUCGCAGGCUGGCAACGACAAGAAGAAUGUUGCCAUUAUCUGUUGGAGGCUGGCCUUUAGUAAUGGUAACCUCGCCAGAGUCAAACAACGCGGAGAUUUACAGCCCUGCGUCAUCCAACUCAACGGCCACGUCGGCAAGGUCCAUGUUGGGUACAUGGCGAGGAUUGUCGAGGCUCUCUUCAUGUUGCGUCGUUUUCAGAUAGCAAUGCCUGUGUUGGGGGCUGGAACAGAAGAGCUGGAAGGUGGCGCGGGCGGCAUGGGAAACUCGUUCUCAGCAGUGUCGAUGUUGACGAAAAGCACCACUCAUCAACGAUUUCGUAUUGCUAGGAGAGUUGCCAAUAGAAAAAUGAUUGACGAAGUUGUCGUGACACUCCUGGUCGGCCCGACUGGGGUGUCGAGGACUUCUUGCUCGGAGGGCGGGGAGAAGCAACAACAUUAA